Molecule: messenger RNA, 4455 nt
Organism: Drosophila navojoa
Lineage: Eukaryota; Metazoa; Arthropoda; Insecta; Diptera; Drosophilidae
Molecular function (GO): calcium ion binding
Source: RefSeq, a predicted model, not a curated record
AAGAAGAAGAAGAAGAAAGGAAAAGCUGAGAAAUCCAGUUUCGAGUGUGCAAAGGUGGAAAAAAAAAAAUAGUUUCGAUCGAACACAUAUAUAAUACCAGAUUAUAGUCCGUGGCGUCAAAAUGCCGCGAGCACAUUUUGCUUUAUGUCUGCUUGGCUGCAUUGCACUCUCUGGAGUUGCGCACGCUGUCUAUGAGGACUGCCAGACGCCGCCGCCGGUGGAUCAUGCUCGGGCAGAGCUGUACGUGGAUAAGGACAUUAACACGGCGAUCUACGUCUGCUCGAAAGGUUUUCUGUUAGAGGGCCCCACUGAGCUGAUUUGCAAUGUGACAACGGAGGAGUGGCAGGGCGAUCCGCCCUACUGCUCGCCAAUGUUCCGCGAUGACGAAUACUACGAUGAGUACGAAACGAUCGAUGAUAAGGAUCUGGAAGACGAUGCACUGUCAGCUGAGGGUGAGGAUCCUGUGGCGCCACCACCACCACCGCCACCAGUAGAGAAGGAGGAGCAGGAGCGGCUGGCGGAGAUGGAGGCACAAGCGGAGGACGAGGAGGACGACGAGGAUGAGGAGGACGAGGAGGCAGCAUUGAACCCUCAGCCAUUGGCUGAAACGGAGAGCAUUGCUGCGCCAACGGCUCCUGCUCAAGCCCCAGCUGUAGUCGAGCCAACAAUUGUGGUGCACGUGGAUGAGCCACAGCCCAAAGAAGCGGUGCAGCCAGAGCCAGAGCUGGAGGCAGCGCCAACAGCAGAAGUUCAUCAUCCUGUUGCCGGAGUUGCUGCUCCUGUUACGGAUAUCAAUAUUGUUGUAGAGCCCACGGAGGAUCCGUUCACACCACGUCUCCUGGACGAGAACUGCGGCGAGGAUCGCGGUGGCUGUGCCCACAAGUGCGAGCGUCUGCUCUUCCCUGGCGAGAACGAGCCAAGGCUGAAGUGCAGCUGCAACGAGGGCUACACGCUGGAUCCCCAGGACUAUGCAACCUGUCAUGACAUCGAUGAGUGCUUGGAGUCGAAUGGCGGCUGUGCCGAGAUCUGCAAUAAUCUGCCCGGCACGCAUGAGUGCGCCUGCCGCAAGGGCUACCAGAUCCAGGCCGACGGCAGCUGCGCGGAUAUCGACGAGUGCGCACAGCCGGAGGUGCAGGCCGAAUGCAGCAACGCCUGUGAGAAUACGCCGGGCUCCUAUCGCUGUGUCAUACCGCUGGACACCAAGCAGGAGCUGGACAAUGAGCUUGCUGGCGAUCCUGUUGAGGAGCCGAAGGUGGUGGAGGAGCCAGCUGUGCAGAAGCCCAGCUGCAAUGCAGGAUUCGUGCUCUCGCAGGAUGGCCAGGAGUGCCAGGACAUCAAUGAGUGCGAGAUCGUCGUGGAGGACAACGAGAAUGCGGAUCAUGUGCCGCAUCGCAUCUGCCAGCAGCUGUGCGAGAAUACGAUUGGCUCCUAUCGCUGCAGCUGCCGCGAGGGCUUCCACCUGCAGCAGGAUGGCAGCAGCUGCGUGCCCGAUAGCUGUGACGACCUGGACAAUGCGCAGCUGAGUCGCCGGCGCUGCGCCCAUGAGUGCGAGGAUCUGCCCAGUGGCGGCUACGCGUGCCGCUGCCCCGAUGGCUAUAGGCUGGCCGAGGAUCGGCACAGCUGCGAGGAGCUGGAGACGGUGUGCAGCCGGGAGCAGGGGCACGAGCGCUGCCGGCCGGGCAGCUGCGUGGCCAACGAGGCCAACGGCACCUUCAGCUGCCUCUGCCCGCCGGGCUAUGCCAGCGACGUGUACAGCUGCCAGGAUCUGGACGAGUGUGCCCUGGGCACGCACAAGUGCAGCCACGACUGCUUCAACACGGCCGGCGGCUAUCAGUGCCUGUGCCCGCGCGGCAUGUCGCUGCAGGAGCCGGAGGGGCACACCUGCGUGGCGCCCGACCCCUGCGCCUUCAACAACAACGGCUGCGAGCAGCUCUGCCUGAGCGCCGACGGCGGCGCCUGCACCUGCAGCAAGGGCUACGUCCUCGGCGCCGACCAGAAGAGCUGCCAGGAUGUGGACGAGUGCGCCGUGAACAAUGGCAACUGCCAGCAGCUCUGCCGCAACCUGCCAGGUGCGCACGCCUGCGCCUGCGAGCGGGGCUACGAGCUGCAGCCCGACGGACAGAGCUGCCAGGAUGUGGACGAGUGCGCCGGCCUGCUCUCCGGCGGCUGCACUCACGAGUGCAUCAACAAGCCGGGCAGCUACGAGUGCGGCUGUCCGCUGGGCUACCUGCUGCAGGAGGACGAGCGCAGCUGCCGACCUGCCCUAGUGGGCUGUCCGCCCGGCUCCCGCCAGACGGAGCAGGGCUGCCAGCCAAUCGAGUGCGCCGUUGGCCUCCUGCUGGGCGCCGAUGGCCGCUGCGUGGACAUUGACGAGUGCCGGCUGAACAACGGCGGCUGCUCGCACACCUGCCGCAACACCCAGGGCUCCUACCAGUGCGUCUGCCCGGCUGGCUACCAGCUGGCGGCCAAUGCGCGCGACUGCCAGGACGUGGACGAGUGCGCCCGGGCCAACGGCGGCUGCGAGGGCAGCUGCAUCAAUGAGCCGGGCGGCUUCCGGUGCGAGUGCCCGCCGGGCAAGCGUUUGUCCUUUGACGAGCGCAGCUGCUAUGAGGUGCCCGCUAUCGAGCCGAGAGUAGCGCCAUUUCCGCUGGCUCCUAGAGCGCCGGCUGCUCCUGCUGCACCACCUGCACCACCAGUGAUGCCUGUGCGACCGCUGCCCACGCUGCGACCGGUUACAUUCUUGGAGCCCACCGUCACCCCUUCUGUCGCCAGUGCCCCGCUGCCACCGCUGCCGCCCCUGCCCACUCUGCCCAUUCAACCCCCUCAGUCCGUACCCAGCUUCCAGGUGAGAGACCGCUGCCAGCGCUUCCAGGCGCCGGCCAAUGGCCAGGCCCAUUGCAACCGGUAUCGCCACAAGCGCAAGCUCUUCUACAACACGCGCUGCAAGGUGCGCUGCAAUCCGGGCUACGAGCUGAUUGGCUCCGAGAUUCGCAGCUGCGGCGCCUCUGGCAACUGGGAGGGACAGGAGAACAAGUGCGUGCCUGUCUCGCAGCCACGUCUCUGGCCUUCCAUAGCCACGUCCCGUGCCCAGUCCGGCUGUCCAGCGCUGCCAACGCCACGCAACGGCAUCAUCUCGCCCGCCAGCUGCACCCUGGGCCCCUCCAGCUUCGGCUCCAUCUGCCUGCUGCGCUGCAACAUGGGCUACGUGCAGGUCGGCCCAAUGUCCACCACUUGCUUCAACGGCUGGUCGCUGGGCCCCCUGGAGUGCAAGCCCCUGGACUCGAACUUCUUUGGCGCCCAGUUGAGCACGCAGCUGCCAUCGCCCUGGCAGCCGCAGCAGGCCUUUAAUCUGCCGCAGCCUCAGUCGAUUCAGCGGCUGCCCACCCGACCCUACAUCAAGUGCCCCCAGAACGUGGUCAUCCUGCUCGGCCCACUGCAAAGCAGAGCUCAUGUCAUACUCCAGCGUCCGGCCACGAAUGUGGACUACCGUCAUGUGAUGGCCUUUCCGGCCUGGGCCAAGCAGCUGGAGGCUCAUCUGCCCGCCGGCACGCACAAGAUCGUCUACAGGGCGCACGAUCCGGCCUCAGCACUGAGCGCGGCCUGCCAGACCAUCAUCACCAUCAAGCGGGCGUCGGCUCCCAAUGCGUUGCCCUCGCAGUUCCCCAGCUUCAGGCCAGCUGCCAUGUCAGCCUAUCGACCCGCGCCCGUGCCCGAGUUUUCAUCGAGACCUUACGCUCAUCUCAUUGAUGCUCGCUCCGAGAGCCUGGUUGCCCAGCCACCGGCAGAGCCGAUCCCAGUUUCAUCUGCAGCUUCGCGAUCUGCCGAGAGCAGUCGCAUCGAUCUGGGCUCCUCCUCGACCCGCUUCUGUCCGCCUUCCUUUGAAGUGCAUCUGAAGGAGAACCAGAAUCUGCGCUCCGUCGUCUGGGAGGAGCCGCGCUUCGAGGGCAAGCUACUGAAGAUCUACAAGUCAUCCUUCCCGGGCGCUCUGUUCGGCAGGGGCGAUCACGAGAUCCGCUACGAGGCCACCACCACGGAUGGCCGUACGCAGCUAUGCAGCUUCCAGAUACGUGUGAAAGCUGCUGCCCCAACUCCCCCGCCCGCCCCUGCCGAGAUUAGCUACCCCGAUCCGGAUCUACCCAACGCUCCCGCUGCCCUCACCCAGCCCUCGCCCUCGCACAGCAGCCUCUUUGCUGGCCACGAGUCCUUCGUCGUCUGUCCCGGCAAGGAGCCAGUCAGAGUGACCUCCAGCCAAUUCGUCGAUCUGCCCGUGGGCUGCACUCUCAAGAACGUGCGCCCGCAAACGUCAGGCAAGACGCAUCUGAAACGCGGCAUCCUCACCUCGCUCAGGCGUCGAUAUAAUCAUUUCUAAUAUAUUUAUUUUUAAUUUUUAUUUAUUUUUUUAUAUAAUAAUGAACAUUUGUAAAAUUACAUGCAUUUCUUAUGAAUAUUUUUUUA